This is a messenger RNA of Hyla sarda, 1593 nucleotides long. It is a transcript of the gene B4GALT7, whose product is annotated as beta-1,4-galactosyltransferase 7. NCBI's taxonomy places the organism in Eukaryota, Metazoa, Chordata, Amphibia, Anura, Hylidae. Gene Ontology annotation, molecular function: xylosylprotein 4-beta-galactosyltransferase activity. The coding region runs from base 471 to 1427 and encodes 318 amino acids. Gene Ontology annotation, biological process: proteoglycan biosynthetic process; carbohydrate metabolic process. The transcript has 6 exons. The record is from RefSeq and is a predicted model, not a curated record.
UGUAACAAGCCAGCGUGUAACGGGUAGAGGAUCUGCGCCGGGGGCUAUGGACUGUGCUGGGUCGGCUUAGUGUUCGGGUACAGCUCUGCUCGUGUGCCCAGACGGACGGACCGGGCGGGAGGGCAUAUGAGCGCCAUACUGUGCCCGCUGCUUCUACAGAGACCGCCCGGGGAACUCUUUACUGCACGGACUUUAGAAGAGUUGUAGGACCCUGUAGAUCCAGCCCUGGAUGGUCUGAGGCUGUAUAUGGCAGCUGGAGCUCAGUAAUAUUUGGAGAGGUUACUAUGUACAUCAGAUACUGACUCUAUUACCCUUGUUAUAAGGGGCCAUAGCCUACAGGGGGUGAGGGGCUAGUGCCAUGUCCUCAAUGUGAUGUGUGCCCCUUCAGUCUGUACCAUGCUCUUAUUUCUGGCCAUAGAUGGGUAUGAGUAUGUGAAUCUCUUGUACUACUAAGCUGUAUACCAGCAGAGAUGUAUCUGUCCCGGAGGAAGCCAGCCUUGUAUCUGCGGGAGGACAGUAGGUCAGGACUUUUUGGGAUUCUGCCCAGAAAAUGCAGCAUCUUUAAGCUGUUCCUAACUUGCUUGCUACUUGGAUUUCUUUCUAUGUUCUGGCUGCAACUGAGCUGUACAAGUGAUGUGAAGAAGCAAGAAGAUGCACCACCCAAGCAGACCUGCCCCCCUGUUCCUAGAACUGUGAAUGAGGAUCCUUCAUGGGGUCCACAUCGUCUUGCUCUUCUUGUUCCAUUUCGGGAACGGUUUGAGGAAUUGUUAAGUUUUGCCCCCCAUAUGCACCAGUACCUGUCUGAGAAAAAGAUUCGGCACCAUAUAUUUAUCAUAAACCAGGUGGAUCAUUAUAGGUUUAAUAGGGCUUCUUUGAUAAAUGUGGGCUUCUUGGAGAGUGGAAAUGACACGGACUACAUCGCUAUGCAUGAUGUUGACCUGUUGCCUCUUAACCCAGAUCUGGACUAUGGAUUUCCAGAAAAGGGUCCCUUUCAUGUGGCAUCCCCAGAACUGCAUCCAUUGUAUCAUUACAAAACCUAUGUUGGGGGGAUUUUACUUCUUACCAAACAGCAUUAUGAACUGUGUAAUGGAAUGUCAAAUCGCUUUUGGGGAUGGGGUCGUGAAGAUGACGAGUUUUACCGAAGAAUCAAAGGAGCAGGGUUGCAGCUCUUUCGACCCACAGGAAUCAACACAGGAUACCAAACCUUCCGCCAUAUUCAUGACCCUGCCUGGCGAAAGCGUGAUCAGAAGAGAAUUGCAUCUCAGAAGCAGGAGCAGUUCAAAGUGGAUCGUGAAGGAGGGAUUCACAAUGUCCAGUACCGCAUUGAGUCUCGUACUGAACUGACUGUUAGUGGUGCCCCAUGUACUGUGCUGAAUGUACUGCUGGAAUGUGACUUGAAUGAGACUCCAUGGUGUGCUUUUAGCUGAAAUUUUAAAGAUUUUUUUUUUCUUUUUAAGUCUCUUGAAACAGCAGAAACGAGCUGUAUACCACCCCAAGGACAUACAACUCUGUAGUUAGCAAUGAACUGUUACAAAUUUUAUAUAUUGUAAUAAAAUUAUGACCCAUCUCGUUUUUUUUUCUUUGUUUUUUUUU